Molecule: messenger RNA, 945 nt
Organism: Didymodactylos carnosus
Lineage: Eukaryota; Metazoa; Rotifera; Eurotatoria; Philodinida; Philodinidae
Source: the annotation of a GenBank genome assembly
AUGUUGAUGCGUCUGGUCAAUUCCGAUAAUCGUCUCUUUCAAACAUUUGUCAAUCGAAUUCAAUUUCGCGUCUUCGACCAUCCGAGCAGGUUAGAUGCAAGACUCUAUGCUUGGUCCCGCUUCGAUUAUAAUCAUUGUGAUGUCAGACGAUUGUUUCACAAAGCCAAGGAAUUGUGCGUCCAAUUCGAUAAAAAUGUCAAUACCUGUUCUGGAGCCGCUUUUGAAAGGAUCAUCGCUGCCUAUCGACGCGUUUCAAAUCUCCCUCGGGAUAGAUCGUCACCCGAUCUCCUGGUGGAUCUGGUCCAAGCAAUCAUGACCCAUCGUCAGGAACUAGACGACACUCAGAAUGCCAUUGAUGCUCGACACGAUUUACCAGUCUACCAUCGUGUUCAUCGUCUACUUGAUCUACUGGGCGCGCACAUCGAUGAACUGCGAACACAGAGCGAAGAAUCUCUACAUGCCAUUGCUGAUCUCGCUCUUCGGUUCGAUCUGACGUUUGCUCCAAUCGUCGGACGCAUUCUGAUCGGCUUGGCCAAGAACAGGACAGAGUUGAAUGCCGUCCUCGUUCAUCUGCAAGAGUUUCUAGGCGAUUCCUAUGCUCAGCGACUGAUCUCCAAGCUAGGGGUCCAGCUCGGCAAGACCGAUCGUUUCUGUUCGUUUGUCGAACAACUGAGUGGUGAGGAAAAACUUGACCUGGUAGAAUGGUUCGUCCGCGAGCAGCAUCAAGAAUCGUUCGUCUUCGAUUUACUCACCAAAAAAGUCUUUCUUCAAGCGAAUGCGGACCGAGAACGAUGCCAACUUCUUCUUCGUCAACUUCGACAAAGUCGUCAUCUGGACGUGCGACAGAAAGCCCUCAAAUACACUGUUGCUUGGAACGAAGACGAUGGACCAAUUAACGAUGGUGAUGACGAAAUGGAUGUUUCAUCUGAUUCCGACAUCUCAUAA